Messenger RNA from Lepus europaeus (European hare), 4662 nucleotides. It is a transcript of the gene PPP1R15B, whose product is annotated as protein phosphatase 1 regulatory subunit 15B. The coding region runs from base 433 to 2463 and encodes 676 amino acids. Gene Ontology annotation, biological process: response to endoplasmic reticulum stress. Lineage: Eukaryota; Metazoa; Chordata; Mammalia; Lagomorpha; Leporidae. The transcript has 2 exons. Gene Ontology annotation, molecular function: protein phosphatase regulator activity. The record is from RefSeq and is a predicted model, not a curated record. Gene Ontology annotation, cellular component: protein phosphatase type 1 complex; endoplasmic reticulum.
GGCCGGGGGUUGUCCUGACUCUGCGCCGGCCUUGCGGCCAUUUUGAGCUUCGCUUCCAGCCGCGCCCGCCGCCUCCUUAUCCCUUCCGGUGUCGCGCUGUGCGGGGGUUUUUUUUUAGCCGGCCGUCUCUUGGAAGAGUCAUCGCCGCCGCCGCCGUGGGAGCUCUCCUACCUAUGCUGUCGAGGCCCCGCGCGCACUAGGACGCCUCGUCCCCGCCAGCAUGGCCGCCGCCCCCGCCUGCGCUGGCCGCCCGGCUCUGUGCUCUGCCUCUCGCGGCCGAGGCCGCCGCCCUCUGUGGCCCCUCUGCAGGCGCGGGGCUCGGCCUGGACCACCCACUCCGCCUCGGGGCGAGGCCGGGCCUGUGUAGACCUCUUCGGAUCCCGACUCGCGUCGAUCUCCAGCCGCGCAGCUGCCCGAGAGAGUGCCGAGAAGAUGGAGGUGGAGCGGGGGCCGCGGCCCGGGCCUCGGGCGCGCGCCUGGUUCCGGCUGCCCUCCCUCCUCCCGUGGCGGCCGCGGCCGGCGCCGUCCGAGUCGCUGACGCCCGCGCCCGAGGGCUGCGGGGACCGCACGCCGCCGCCCGGCACCUGGGCCAAGCUGCUCGCCCAGCUGCUCGCGCCCCUGCCCGGCCUGCUUCACCGACUGCUGCUUUGGAGCCAGCUUUUCGGGGCUCUGAUUCCGACCCGCUGGCUGGGGCUGGCCGGCGGCUACAGCGCCCUGAGAACCUGGAGGGGGCGAGAGGAGCCGGCCGCCCCGUCGGCGCAGAAGCCCUUGGCCCCGGCGGAGAGCGCGGUCGCCAGCGCCCUGGACUGGCUGGAGGAGGGGCUGCACUGGCGGUGCUCCUCUGCCCUAGACUUGGAACUCAAGGCCAAGGGCGCUGCGUUGGACCCCGGCGCGCACACCUUGCUCCUGGAGCAGCGGCUGUGGGGCGUCGACCUGCUGCCCAGCGGCCUCCAGGCCCGUGUGUUCGCUGACCGGCAUCUUGGCUCUUCGCCCUGCGGGCCGCUGAGCGUCGAGCGCUUGGGCAAUAUCAGCGUGGUCUCCUACGUGGUGAGCCCCUCCUGCCUGGACUGCCUGCCCCUGCUAGAGGUCGGCUGCCGGGGCAGCGGCGGAGGUGGCGAGCUGGUGGAUUUCCAGACCCUGGCUGCAGAGAGCGGCUGCCUUCCGGAGGACCCGGGCCGGCCCCAGCCGCUGAGUGCGGAGCCCCCGUCCACGGAAGGCCUGCCCGAGAUCCACCAUCUUCGCAUGAAGCGGCUGGAGUUCCUGCAGCAGGCCGGCAAGGGGCAGGAGCUGCCCACCCCCGACCAAGACCACGGCUACCACAGCCUGGAGGAGGAGCACAGCCUUCUGCGGCUGGACCCGAAGCCCCGCAGAGAGGACGCUGGCCCCCCUGCCGGGGGAUCCGACCCUGGGACCUCCCAGGAGCCCGCCGAGGGAGAAGUAGAACUGCUGACUGACGGGGACGCGGCGGCUCCGGGCAGCUGGCCCGCUCGGGAGGUGCCGGGGGAGGCCCACACGGGCGCCGCCGACUCCUCGGACGGAGAGGAGCUGCCCCCCUCUGCCAGGCCGGCCUGUAGUAACAAACUGAUAGAUUACAUUUUGGGAGGUGCCUCCAGCGACGGGGAGACGAGCUCUGACUCGGAGGGUGAGGGCUGGGACGAGGAGGCCGAGGACGAUGGCUUUGACAGUGACAGCUCGCUGUCCGACUCGGACCUCGAGCAGGACCCGGAGGGGCUUCACCUCUGGAACUCCUUCUUCAGCGUAGAUCCCUACAGCCUGCAGAACUUCACGGCCACGAUUCAGACUGCCGCCAGAGCGGUCCCCGCGGCCCCUUCGGAUUCCGAGCCGGAUCCGGCGGACGAGUCGGAUCGGGCGAGUUCGCCCCAGCUGGGAGGCCCCCCCGAGACCCCCGACUCGCACUCUGGGGAGGAGGAGGAGGACUGGGAGGACUGGGGCUCGAGUGCAGAUGAGGCCGAGAGCCUCAAACUGUGGAACUCCUUCUGUCAUUCCGAUGACCCCUACAACCUGCUUAAUUUUAGGGCUCCCUUCCAGACGUCAGGGAAACAGGGGAAGGGCUGUCAGGACUUGAAGAGACCGCCUGAGCCCACGGUGGCCAUCGCUGGGGGUCGCGCCUUGCUUUCUGGUGGGGUGCACCAGGCAGGGAGCCCAGGAAGUGAGUGUCCAGGCCUGGGACAGCGCAGGAGUCUUUCUGGAGAGAGGCACGCACACAGCAAAAGGAAAAAGGUGACCUUCCUGGAAGAAGUUACUGAGUAUUACAUAAGUGGUGAUGAGGAUCGCAAAGGACCAUGGGAAGAAUUCGCAAGGGAUGGAUGCAGAUUCCAGAAACGAAUCCAAGAAACAGAAGAUGCUAUUGGCUAUUGCUUGACGUUGGAGCACAGACAGCGAGUCUUUGACAGGCUCCAGGAAACAUGCUUCGAAAGACUUUACGUUUCUGGGCAGUGCUGAGAUGAGCUGACAGCCUGGAGCCUAACAUUCUCUACCUCUUACUCCAGAGGUUCUUUAAAACAAACAUUGGCAGCUGUCCUUCCACAUUCUUUAGAGGAUAUGUAAUUUGGAUCCAGUGAUCUAGUUUAAUUGUUAUUUUUUUGCAGCAAAUCCCGUCAGACACCCAGGUUUGAAUUCAGCCCUAAUAAUAAAGGAAGUACAGUUUUUAAUCCGCCCUCUCCUUUGCUUGCUUGAAGUACAAAGGGGACCUUUUGCGUUACAAUUUUGCACUUUCAGAACUUAUUUCCAAGGGAAAUAAUAUUUAUAGGGCUUAAAGCCCAUUUUUGGUUCUAAUUUAAAUUACAUAUACCUGUCUAAGAACUUUGAGCUUGCUAUUACUUUGGUUUUGUUUGUUUUUUCCCCAACAUUCUGAAAUUAUGGACUUUUACGUGUGGUUUUUUUUUUUCUUUUUUUCUUUUUGUAUCUUUUUAAAAUUUCAGUGAUGCGGCCUGUGUAUAUUAAGGCUAAAAUAAUCUUGUGUAUGUUAUCAGCUUAAAGGACAUGAUCUUGUAUCACUUCUGUUUUUCUUUAAAACUGGCUUUGGAUCAAAGUGGGCAGUGUCUUUGUCUCUGUUAAGCCCGGCUCUGCAGACCCCUCUGCUCUGGGAGGCUGUAGCUUUCUGCCAGAUUGUGAGCACUGACGGUGGCUCUGCCCAGACCCUGAGAGGGAGCGCCGCGGUUGAAUGUGGCUCCUUGUAUCUUUCAGCAGGUAGCAGUGUACAGCCUCUUCAGAGUGGUGACUGUCGUAGGCGUUGAUUUUCUAGAUGUCACAGCCUAGCAUCUUCCUGGGAAGCAGGGAGGCGGCAUCUCCGCGUCCUCUGGUUUUGUUGUCUGCGCUCCGCAGGGACCCAGUGUUAGUAGUUUCGUGCCUCAGCACUGUCACUUUUAGAACCUGUCAGGUGACACUAAACUUGGAAAUGGGCAGUUCUGAAUUUUCAAAUUCGAAAUGUAAAAUAGAAACUUCCAUCAGUAUCCAGGUUUAUUGUGUUCUGCUACGUUAAUAAAGAAAAAUAAUGGCCAAGCCUGUAUUUCCCGAGAUAGGGAUUUACCACCUAGAAAGGCCUGGCACCUCUAGCCCAGGGCUGCUCUGGGCCAGAGUGUUUGCAGGGUGCCUGCUCCGCGCAGUGAGCGCUACACGGCGGGCCCCUCCGACAGGGAGUGUUGGCCACGGCUGUAAGGGGCUGCUUCUGUCUACCAGGGAUACCAGAAAACAAGCAGAAUAGGUGAGCUCUUCAUCUCGAACUUAGGUGGGGGUGAAGUUUGCCUCUGGGUGCUUGCGGGGUUCCUACCUCAGUGUGUAAUCUACCUGGUCUUCGUUACCUGUCUGGUUCACCCUGAAGACUGCCUCCGGUGCUCAUGUGUGGAUUCACGUGGAGCACGCUGGGAGUACAGCACGCUCACGGUUGGAAUCUGCAGGGCCUGCGGCCGUAGCGUGCGAGCAGGCCGGAGUCAAGCCCGGCCGCGGCCCCUGGAAGGCAGCAGCCUCCACGUGGACAGCAGCCUUUGGCACCGUGUGGGCACUGUUGUAAAACCAGGCUGCAGCAUGCUGUUUUAUUUCGGGGGCGCAGGUUUUGUUUUUGCGUUUAUGAAGUGUGGCCCCCCUGCACGUUUGAAGGUGAUGGGGCAUCUUCCCUGGGGACGGCAGCCUCGCAGCCCGGCGAGUGCAGGCGUCAUUCAGCAUUCUCGCGUAUCCCACGCUCCCGUGGAAGCGAGCAGACGGUGAUGAGAAAGACCAUCUUAAAAUUAGGCUGAAGCAGAAAAUCAGAAUUCUCGGCAGUUCCGUCCCAAUCUCGUCUGUUGUGGGAACACUAGAAGGAAAUCCUGGGGCUCCUAACUAAACCUUCCACGUUUCAAGUCUUGUACUGGUGCUCUGAGUGUCACUGUAGCGUGUGAAAGGCUGUGUCCAGACAGAACGUCCACUUGGGAGUGCUGAGGUGUGAGAACACCUCUCUUCAUCUCUAACUUGAAAUCAAACUGUCAGAUUGUAUUUUUUUAUAAUUUAAGGAAGGUGAAGCUGGGCAAUGAGGAGACUUCUAAAUCGGCUUCUUCAGAUCCAGUGAUUUACACAUAACCAGUUGGGAUUUUGUAGCUAAAGUUCUAUUUGUGUAUAUAACUUAACUAAUCUGUAAAUGGUAAUAAAUAUAUUUGCAAUUAAGUGUUA